AUGCAGGGCAAGCCUCGACUCUCUCGGGCGGCCAAACCUGAGCGCGAAUUUUCGAGAUCGAUUUCGACCCGUACGACAACUCCCAGCGCCAGCCCGCGAGACGACGACAAGAUGGUCCUCGCAAAGAAGCACGUCCCCAUCGUCAAGAAGCGUAUGUCCUUUCUUUUCUCCCUGCUAGUCCCAGCCCAGUCCAGUUCCCAGCCAGAGUACGAUCCGACGAACGACCCGACUAACAUCAAACUCCUUCCAGGCACCAAGCGUUUCUGGCGCCACCAGUCCGACCGCUUCAAGUGCGUGCCGGAGUCAUGGCGCAAGCCCAAGGGUAUCGACAACCGCGUCCGUAGACGCUUCCGUGGCAACAUCCCCAUGCCCUCCAUCGGCUACGGAUCCAACAAGAAGACCAAGCACAUGAUGCCCUCCGGCCACAAGGCUUUCCUCGUCCACAACCCCAAGGACGUUGAGCUCCUGUUGAUGCACAACCGCACCUACGCCGCUGAGAUCGCCAGCGCCGUCUCCUCCCGCAAGCGCGUCGACAUCAUCGCCAAGGCCAAGGCUCUCGGCGUCAAGGUCACCAACCCCAAGGGCCGCGUCACCACCGAGGCUUAAAUGGAUAUGGAAUGAAUGUAAAGAAAGCCCAAGAAAUUUCAUCAUUUUCAUUUUCAUUUUUCAUUAAAACUCUUUUUCCACUUUAUACCAACCAAAUGGGAAAACCAACCACUUUCGGGGGACAUUAAAAAAAGCAAACAACAGGCAACUACUACUACGUGGUGGUUGUUUGUUAAUUUGUGAUCUUGGGGACUUGCGGAGCCUUGAAUCAUCGCAUCUUCUCUCUAAUGUGGGCUUUGGCUUUGUGCGUGUGUGUGACGUUGACGACGUAUGUGCUGGAUUGCAAGCGUUUCCAUUUGUCAUGGGGGCGCUUGUGGUCGUGGCUGGUGCUGCCAGUCUGGGAAUAAAAAUCUAAAUCUUAUGAAGACUUUUUUGAUGACCG
This is a messenger RNA of Aspergillus neoniger CBS 115656, 988 nucleotides long. RefSeq names its product 60S ribosomal eL32 domain-containing protein. NCBI's taxonomy places the organism in Eukaryota, Fungi, Ascomycota, Eurotiomycetes, Eurotiales, Aspergillaceae. Bases 1 to 606 code for a protein of 201 amino acids. The transcript is spliced from 5 exons. Gene Ontology annotation, biological process: translation. Gene Ontology annotation, molecular function: structural constituent of ribosome. The record is from RefSeq and is a predicted model, not a curated record. Gene Ontology annotation, cellular component: ribosome; cytosolic large ribosomal subunit.